AUAGGACUCAUGUCUCCACUGAGGUUGUUGUGCCUAUCGGUAUCAAACAUGUCCCGAAGCCUCAGGAUAGGGAUGAGGCUUGCAAGAGUUUCAUCAACGCUAAAAAUCGAAGAGGGUGCUACAAGAGAAAUGCACCAACAUGGGAAACGAACAGCUCAAUUCUGAUGGAAGAUGGGUAUGUAUGGAGAAAAUAUGGACAAAAGAUAACAAUGAAUGCAAAAUACCUCAGGAGCUACUACAGAUGCACUCACAAGUAUGAUGAGGGUUGUCCAGCAAUCAAACAGGUUCAGAGAGUUCAAGAGGACCCUCCAUUGUAUAGGACAACUUAUUAUGGCCAUCACAAUUGCAAGAGUUCUUUAAAUCCACAGAUAAUGUUGGAACCAGAUUCUUCUGAUUCUUCUUCUAUGUUCCUUAGCUUCAGUAACACCUUCUCUAGCAAAGAAGAAUACCCUUUUUCAUCCAUGAAACAGGAGCCUAUGGAAGUGAUUCCGGAGGACUACAGUGUUCAAAACCAACUACCCUCAUCAGAUUACCUUAUGUUAUGUGACUAUGAACUUGAUUUCAAUUAUUCGAGUCAUGUUACUAUGCUAUCAUCCGCAGAAUCUGUUCAAUUUGAUUAUGCGAGCAGUUUGGAUUUUGAUGGAUAGGCAUGUUUUGGUCUACACUCUACAAAAUUUGUUGUGGUGAGGGCAAGGCAUUGGUGACUUUGUUUGGCACAGGGUUUUAAUUCUAUGAAUUUUAGUUACCUUGAUUAAGAAAAGUCCUUUACAGCAUUAAUUGAGGGACCCCUAUUUAUUUUAGCUGCUAAAAGUAAAUAAAAAAGUUGUUUUCUGAAA
This is a messenger RNA of Cajanus cajan (pigeon pea), 836 nucleotides long. Lineage: Eukaryota; Viridiplantae; Streptophyta; Magnoliopsida; Fabales; Fabaceae. The record is from RefSeq and is a predicted model, not a curated record.